Messenger RNA from Corapipo altera (White-ruffed manakin), 687 nucleotides. Its product is annotated as inosine-5'-monophosphate dehydrogenase 1-like. NCBI's taxonomy places the organism in Eukaryota, Metazoa, Chordata, Aves, Passeriformes, Pipridae. Gene Ontology annotation, cellular component: cytoplasm. The transcript has 3 exons. Gene Ontology annotation, molecular function: IMP dehydrogenase activity. Gene Ontology annotation, biological process: GTP biosynthetic process. The annotation marks the transcript as partial. The record is from RefSeq and is a predicted model, not a curated record.
GGCCCCGGGGGGUCUGGGUUGGGGUCUGGAUCCCCAGUGCCAGCCCCCUCCCAUCAUGGCCAUGGGGAGGGGACGGGGGUCCCUCUGAGAGUCCCCGUUCCCGGUCGGCUGGGGGUCCCAGGGGGGUCUGUGGGUACCGGCUGGGUCUCGGGCGGGUCCCGGUGCCAGUCCCUGUUCCCGGUGGGGGUCCCGGUGCCAGCCGCCCCCAGCAUGGCCGUGCCGGGGGUCCCUGGUGGGCUGGUGGGCUUGGGGGUUUUGGGGGUCCCGGUGCCAGCCUCCCCCCAACCUGGCUGUGCCGGGGGGGUCCCGGGGGGCUCCCCGGGGGUCUGUGGGGGGUCCCGGUGCCAGCCUCCCCCCAGCAUGGCGCAGCAGCUGAUCAGCGGGGCCGGCUACGUGCCCGAGGACGGACUGACGGCCCAGCAGCUCUUCGCCUGCGCAGACGGCCUCACCUACAAUGACAUCCUCAUCCUCCCCGGCUACAUCGACUUCACGGCUGAUGAGGUGGACCUUACGUCGGCGCUGACCAGAACCAUCACCCUGAAGACCCCCCUGGUGUCGUCCCCCAUGGACACGGUCACCGAGGGGGACAUGGCCAUUGCCAUGGCUGUGAGUGGGGGGCACGGGGGGGCACGGGGGGGCCACUGGGGGGACAUGGUCACCAAGGGGGACAUGGCCAUUGCCAUGGCU